AUGAAGCGUGAAGAAGAGGAUGGGAAAAGAAGGUGGGGGGGGGGGCAUCUUCAUGAUCAAAAAUUCAUAUCUAACAAAGAGUACAAUGUGAACAUGGUUUUUACUGGUUAUACAAGUAUGACUAUGAUCAUGAAAAUGAGGUAUAGGCAUUUUUCUCUUUUUUUUCAGAAAAUAUGUGGGGUCUGUGGUGGUCUCACCAAACACCGUGAUAUCGUUCAGAAUAUCACGGUGUGCACCAAAGUGUGCCAGCAGAAUACGAUCGAGGAAGGAGACACGCUGGCCCAAGUACUUCGGGAGCUGGAGAGCCUCCAGCAGACCCGAGAAAUGCUGCGCAAGAAGUCCGCUGAGCUGACGCACUUAUGGACGCUAAAAUGUCCGAUUAUUCGAAUCUAUCUCCUGAGGAUCUCCACCGCGUGA
Messenger RNA from Haemonchus placei, 417 nucleotides. The record is from the annotation of a GenBank genome assembly. NCBI's taxonomy places the organism in Eukaryota, Metazoa, Nematoda, Chromadorea, Rhabditida, Trichostrongylidae.